Messenger RNA from Yarrowia lipolytica CLIB122, 1539 nucleotides. RefSeq lists its product as uncharacterized. Gene Ontology annotation, biological process: cellular response to biotic stimulus. NCBI's taxonomy places the organism in Eukaryota, Fungi, Ascomycota, Dipodascomycetes, Dipodascales. The record is from RefSeq and is a predicted model, not a curated record.
AUGGCCUCCCAAGAGUCCCAUCUGGACACCAUUGAGUUCAUCGAGACUCCUGCUGCCAAGCCUCAGCCUCCCGCCAGCACCGCUACUGGCGUGAGAACCACUGACUACCCCUGUAUCAAGAACGCCCCUCUGCCCGCUGACGGCCCCGGCGCUCGACACUUCUCCAACGGCCUGCUCUUCUCCAUCCUGCUGGGUGUUCCCUUCUUCAUCAACUACAAGAUCGGCGGCUCCAUCUGGACCUACCUCUUCUUCUUCCUGAUCACCGGCCUGCCCCUCCUCGUCUCCUUCUGGGCCGUCGUCUCCGCCAUCUCCCCUCGAAUCAACGAUGACUGCAAGCUCCCCGGCCGACCCGUCGAGUACUACCUCGAGUUCCACGACCCCGCUCUCGCCAAGAAGUACUCCGGCAACAACAAGAUCCCCUACGAGACCUUCCACGAGCUGUACUUUGACAACAAGGUCUCCAUGCGAGGUGAUGCUCUCGACAUUCUCGAGUACCGACAUGACUUCAUGACCUUCAACUUCACCUGGGGUCUGUUCAAGUUCUUCCUACUGUCCAUGAUUCCCGAGAUCAUCUUCCACACCCAGUCCCAGGACGAGGAGCAGGUCCGAGAACACUACGACCGAGGAGAUGACUUCUACGCCUGGUUCCUUGGCCCCCGAAUGAUCUACACCUCCGGUGUCAUCUCCGACAUCAACAAGGCCGAGACCCUCGAACAGAUGCAGGACAACAAGCUGCGAAUCGUCUGUGAGAAGGCCGCUCUCAAGCAGGGCGAGGAGGUUCUCGAUAUUGGCUGUGGCUGGGGAACUCUCGCUCGAUUUGCUUCCCAGGAGUACGGUGUCAACGUCACCGGUAUUACCCUUGGAAAGAACCAGACUGCUUACGGAAACAAGAACCUCGCCAAGGACGGUAUUCCCACCACCCAGUCCCGAAUUCUGUGCAUGGACUACCGAGACAUCCCCCUUGCCCAGGGCGGAAAAAAGAAGUACGACAAGAUUAUCUCUCUGGAGAUGGUCGAGCACGUUGGUGUCAAGAACCUCGGCUCUUUCUGCUCCCAGGUCUACGACAUGCUUGAGGAUGACGGUACCUUUGUUCUGCAGUACUCCGGUCUGCGAAAGCACUGGCAGUACGAGGAUCUCAACUGGGGUCUGUUCAUGAACAAGUACAUUUUCCCCGGAGCUGACGCCUCUACCCCCCUGUCCUUCUUCCUCGACAAGAUGGAGGGUGCUGGUUUCGAGACUGUUUCCAUUGAUAACAUUGGUGUCCACUACUCCUCUACUCUGUGGAGCUGGUACCGAAACUGGAUGGGCAACAAGGACAAGGUCAUCAACAAGUACGGCGUUCGAUGGUUCCGAAUCUGGGAGUUCUUCCUGGCCUCUUCCGUCAUCACCUCUCGACAGGGAGGUGCAGCUGCCCACCAGUACGUGUUCCGAAAGAACAUCAACAAGCGACAUGCUGUUGAGGAUAUCCCUACCCACUGGGGUCUCAAGGUUCCUCAGCCCAAGCACGGCAACAACUGGCUUCCUGAGGGUGCUUACUAA